AUGGCCACUCUGAAGGAAAAGAGGACUUGCGGGCAGCGGUGUGAAGACUUCGGCCACUUUGUCUGGAACUCGGAAAAUGGGACGUUUAUGGGAAGAACGCCAGAGAAAUGGGUGUACAUAAGUCUGUACUAUGUGGCCUUCUACGUCAUCAUGACGGGGCUCUUUUCUUUGGGGAUCUGGGUCCUCAUGUACACCAUCAGUCCCUACAAACCUGACUACCAAGAUCGACUAACAUCACCAGGGGUGAUGGUGUGGCCGGACACAUACGGAGAGGAAGACGUUGAAAUCUCCUACAACACGUCAGACAAGGCCAGCUGUAUGGCAAUGGCCAACAUCCUUCACGACUUCCUGAAGCCCUACAAUGACACCAAGCAGCUGGAAUGCAACAACUACAACUGCACCAAGGGGAAGUACUUCAUCCAGAAGACCUUCUCUGCCCCCCACCACACCAAGUGGGCUUGCCCCUUCACACAGAGCAUGCUGGGACCCUGCUCUGGAAUUGAGGAUCCGACUUUUGGCUACAACAGCACCAUGCCUUGUGUCGUCAUGAAGAUGAACAGGAUCAUUGACUUUUUGCCUUCUAAUAACACCGCUCUGCCCCCAUAUGUGAACUGCACCAUACUGGAUGGAGAGGACAGUGUGGCGAAAAUAGAGUAUUUCCCACACGGUGGAAUUAUGGAUCCCUCCUACUUCCCAUACUACGGAAAGCUAGCACAGCCUACUUAUGUCAACCCACUGGUGGCCGUUCGGUUCAGCCUGGUCGGAGAGAAGAAAGCCAAGAUCCAGUGCAGAGUGGUGUCUGAAAAGAUCAGCUACGAAAACAUCCACGACCCCUAUGAGGGAAAAGUCAUCUUUUACCUCAAAGCAGUGAAAUGAACCAAGUCAGAUAGUCACACAGUACCACUACUCACCUGCUACUACCAUAUAUCUGGAUCAGUAGGGAUACUUAUCAAACCACCUUUAAGCCACUUGUAUUCAACUUAAG
Messenger RNA from Pelmatolapia mariae (spotted tilapia), 985 nucleotides. Its product is annotated as potassium-transporting ATPase subunit beta-like. The transcript is spliced from 7 exons. Gene Ontology annotation, cellular component: sodium:potassium-exchanging ATPase complex. Gene Ontology annotation, biological process: sodium ion export across plasma membrane; potassium ion import across plasma membrane; intracellular sodium ion homeostasis. Gene Ontology annotation, molecular function: ATPase activator activity. Bases 1 to 876 code for a protein of 291 amino acids. The record is from RefSeq and is a predicted model, not a curated record. Lineage: Eukaryota; Metazoa; Chordata; Actinopteri; Cichliformes; Cichlidae.